UCUAAUUACCAGCAAUAAGCCUUGGUUAUUGCAGCGUUGGGGUCAGUUGUGUGUUUGUCGCAUUGCUGAUAAGAUGGCUUGCAAGUCAGACAUAACAAACAAGGUUAAAAACUUUUUGAAGUCAGGUAUAUUUCACAUCUUUGGGAACACUGCACUUUCUCUAAUCCUUUAUGGAUUUGAAACGCUAAUGGAAAUGGAGGUAAACUGUCCCUGUGAUCAGAAUUUGAAACCCUACUACAUCGUUGUAACAUUCGUCUGCCCCGUGGUUGUGUUGCUUAUCAUUGGCUUCAUGCUGCAUUGUAGUUCAUUGAAAAAGUAUUGUAAACACAACAAGCUGAGCCAUUCAACUGUCCUUUCGGUGUUCAGCAUUUUAACUCCAGCAGUUGUAUGGAUUGCUCUACUCUUCCUGGAUGGCGAUUACUAUGCCUGCUCAAAAUUAAUUGGUAAAAAUGAAACUGAGUGUGGAUCGAAAUGCAAUGAGAAUCCCCGCGCAACUCAAGCACACCACUGCAUGAUAUCGCAAUUCAUCGGUGGUGUGCUAUUGGUCUUAUUUUUGCUUGUAUGGUGUCUCACCCACUGUCCUCCUUGCCAAGAUAAAGACCAGAACAUUGAAUAUAAGGUGGAGUAUGAAAACAUGUGUGAAAAGGAGACUGCAAAUCUGAUGAGGGGCAAACUGGAAGACAAAGCGUGUAAAGUCGCUGAAAACAAUUGUAAAAUUGCGAUGUCAAUGACAUUCCCUGAUGACACGCCAUCUCCUCAACAGAGACCAGGUGAAGGCAUUUCUUUGACUGUAAGACACCAAACCACUGAUGGAUAAUUUGCACCACUUACCCAGCAGCUAACAGAAUGGACUUUAUGAUGAAGAGACGCAUCACGAAUUAACCUUGUAAUGAACAAUCCGUAAAAGAUCAAUUUCCAAUUCCAUUUUAUGUGAAGGGAGGAGGAUCCAAAAUGAGAUUCCUCUUCUCACACAGAAUGAAGUCACAAACUGAUCUUUACAAAUUUUUAAUUACAAGCCAAUGUGUAUCAAUAUGCUACACAGUACAAUCAGAAGCUGAGAAAUUAAUUUCAAAGGCAGUUUAUUACCAAUCAUUUCUGAAAGUCUGUGAAGACAGAUGGGGCGCUGUAAUGUUGAGGGAAGAGAGAGGCAAGUGUUUCAGACCGUGUUCAAGAGAAUUUUGUACAGCAAUGUGUGUCCAGUCCAACAAGAAACCAGACACUGGGAAUGAGGAUAAGAUUAAAUUACAUAAAAUUUAGGAUGAAGGAGCAAAGAACAAUAUCCAAUCCAAAGGAAGAAUACGUAACUGGGAGAAAGCUAAUGUCAAUGGGGCAUGGACACAUCAGGCCUGGAUGGACCUGAAAUUCUGAAGGAACAAAACUUGCUGAAUAAUGGCAUAUCUUCAAAAAAUGAGAUGAUUCGGAUAGAGUCAAGGUGUAAUACCUGAAAAGACUAAGGAGAGGCAAACAAAUUCAGCACUCCUUGGAUGAAAAAGCAAUAAACAAUAAAAAUAGAGGAAAAAAAUAUUUGCUUAUGACAGGUGACUUAAAUCUAUAAAGGUGCUGGAACAGGGACUCUGUGCUGAGUACUGUUUGAGUGUUGUUUUGGGAUGGCGUACAAGGUGUGAUAUAUUCAAAGAGUAUUACAGUGCAGAGAGGAGCCCUUUGGUCCAUCAUGUCUGUGCCAGUCAUCAAGCACUGUUUCCUAGCACUUGGUCCUCAGCCUUGCAUGUGAUAGUGUUUCAAGCAUUCAUCAAAAUACUUCUGAAAUGUUGUGAUGGUUACUGGCACUAUUACCCUUUGCGGCCUUUCCAGAUACCCAACAUCCUCGGGGUGAGACAGAAAAUCUCCUUAAAUUGCCUCUAAAUCUGCUAGUCCUAACCUGAAGUCCAUACCAACGGGAUUGGAACCCUCUAUGAAGAAUAGAUUUGUUUUGACCCUAUCUAUUUCACCUAUAUCUUUUACAUCUCUACAGCCACUCUGUCAUUGGAGAGAGAGAUGGCUGCUGCUGAUUUAACUUGAUGGUCAGCGUGCCUCAGGCAAGGGGAGAGACUGAAAGGGAAACUCCUUCAUGAUAAGAGAUAAUGGGAACUGCAGAUGCUGGAGAUUCCAAGAUAAUAA
Messenger RNA from Stegostoma tigrinum, 2118 nucleotides. Its product is annotated as calcium homeostasis modulator protein 5-like. The record is from RefSeq and is a predicted model, not a curated record. Bases 74 to 817 code for a protein of 247 amino acids. Gene Ontology annotation, molecular function: monoatomic cation channel activity. The transcript is spliced from 3 exons. Lineage: Eukaryota; Metazoa; Chordata; Chondrichthyes; Orectolobiformes; Stegostomatidae.